UCUCCCCUGAAAAUACCCCGUGCCUCUUCGGCUCCCUCUCGUUGCCCCUCGUUUGAUGAGCGAGCGAAAAGAGUAAAACUUUCUCCCUCCUCUUCCUCUCUCUCUCUCUCUCUCUCUCUCUCUCUCUCUCUCUCUCUCUCUCUCCCUCUCUCUCUCUCUCUCUCUCCUAAUCUCUUUCUUUCUCCUGCCUCCUCUUUAUCUUCUUCCCGAUCCUGCCUAAUCUAAGCGCAAGCCCUAAUGGAGGCCUCAGCCGCGAUCGGUCUCGCUCCUCCUCAUUUAGAUGCAGAGGUCGGUGAUGGAGAGAAGAAGGUUGAGGUCGAGGGAGAGGGAAUAAUGGCGGAGGGGUAUGGAGUCUGUGCUAUCUGCUUGGAGAGGAUCUUGAUUCAGGAGGCCGCCCUUGUAAAAGGUUGCGAGCACGCCUACUGUGUGACUUGUAUUCUGAGAUGGGCGACAUACAAGCAGAAUCCUUCCUGCCCUCAGUGCAAGCAUCCAUUUAACUUCCUGAACGUUCAUCGUUCACUCGAUGGCUGCAUUCACGACUACAUGUUUGAGGAGAGCGUUUGCCUUCUCCUGAGAGCUACUUGGUUUCUUCCUCUAUCAGUAGAACCCAAUGAAGAUGUAUCUGAUGAACUAGAAGACUUAGACUUGUACCGGUAUGAUUACGAGGGUGAGGAUGAUGAUGAUGAUGAUCUCGAUGAAGCCUUUUAUUUUACUAACAGCAGCUCGUCAAGUAUCCGUAUUGGUAACCGAAGGUGGGGGGAUAACGGUUAUGUAAGGGCCGGGAGGAAAGAGGCUCGCCCUGCGAACCGUCAAUCUUUUGGUGGUGAUUCUGAUGCAGGUCCAUCUCGAUGUCUUAAGAAGAAAGAGGCGUCGUCACCGAAGGAGGCUACAGGUCGUCGUGCUAAGAGAGCACUGAAGCGUGAGGCUGCAGACAAAGCGGCUGCAGCAAAGCAUGAGAAACACUUGCAGAGGUUUGGCCGGAAUUAGUUUGCUCAGGCCUCAGGGCGUCUCUUGCCCUUGUACAGGAUUCUAGGUUCUAGUUUCAUCUUGUGAAAUUACGGCCUUGUUGAAAACUAUGGUCACUUGUAAAGACAGUGGUUAGGCUUUAGGCUAGGGUUUUAGGGAUUAGGGUGUUCUAUUUUCUCCAUUCUGCUUAUGCUUAGGGCAAGUGAUGAUGCCUUGGUUCAUAUGAAGGCAAGUUGAAUGAAUCAUCAACUGCAACUUCAGAUGCCCGUUCUACAGUAGUAUAUAAGCAGUACAUAUGUAGUUUGUUGGUAGAUUAUGAUAUGGGACUCAUGGAUUUGAAUUGGAUUAUAAACAUUCUAUGUAUGUAUCUUUAUCUAACUGGAAGAUAACUACAAUGAGCAGUACAUUGAUUUUA
Asparagus officinalis (garden asparagus) is the source of this 1381-nucleotide messenger RNA. RefSeq lists its product as uncharacterized. The coding region runs from base 238 to 987 and encodes 249 amino acids. The record is from RefSeq and is a predicted model, not a curated record. The transcript has 4 exons. NCBI's taxonomy places the organism in Eukaryota, Viridiplantae, Streptophyta, Magnoliopsida, Asparagales, Asparagaceae.